UAUCAUGACUCUUCAAUUCGUAUACGAGUUUUACAUCACAUGCCAUUUAAUUGUCCCCGAGCCGGUGAAAUGGCACACUAAAUUGAUUCAUUUUGUUGACGAUGAGUACAAACUGGUAGGUCUGGAGAGGGCCAAGGGUUACAAUUCGUUGCACGCCGAAUUAGAAAGCGACUUUGAGCAGAUUGGCAAGUUGGACAAGCAAAAUCAAACUCUUGUUGAAGCCACUACAAAUGAUUGGGUUCAAGUGCUUGGUCAAGUUAAAGAAAACAAUGGAAAAACUGUGAUCCUAGGUUCAGGUGGGAGUCAUAUUUCCACAGUGCAGAAAGUGCACAACGUCAAAUAUAUGGAGAAUAUAGUGCUACAAGGAAAAUAUCAGUGUACAAAUGUUAACGAUUUGCUGGGAAUGAGCUAUUACGUAGAUAUUCUAAACUUUCAAGUUGCAGAGAAAGCAAUGUGGAUUUUGCAACGUUUCCGAGAAAGUGGGUUGCAGAAUGUGUGGGUAGAUUGGCGUAAUUUGUGGUUCAAGAAUGAUAUCAGCAAGUUGUAUUGGAGAAAGGGUGGUGAUAAUGUGGUGAAAAAUACCAUCAGCAAUGACAAAUUUGGUGGGGUCAGUCAAGCAGAUUACAUUUCAUUUAGAAAUUUAGUCUCAUUUUUAUUGUUACUGGUGGAAUGUAUUGUUUAUGCAUUGUGAUUUUUAUAUUAGAACGUGCACUGAUAACCUGGUCGUGGUGUAAGGUGUAAUGAAUUUAUUUCGAAAAUGUCACGCAAGAUAGAUAUCUACCAAUAAAAUAAAAUAAAAAGCUGCUAUGCAUGUCCAUAGUGCUUAGCUAAUUUAUAUAUAGGUAAUUUUAGGAAGCAUUAUAUUUAUCAGAAACACUUCAAGUAUAUAGCCACCAAUACUAUCUGCCAGAUAGUACCUGGAGUUCGGCUUCCCUUAAGGCUGUGGGAUUUUGUGGGAUUUUUGGUAGUUGUAAUACGCGAAAGAGAGCAAAAAUAUGUUUUGAAGAGUGGUGCGAGGAAUCGAACCCCGCGUCUCCCGUUUCCCGGACGGACACCUUUACCACUAGGCUAACCGCCCUUCUUCACAUCUAUCACUCUCUUUUACAACUACCAAAUUCCACGUAUUCUCUCCUACAGUUGCCUGGAAAUAGUUUAGAGUGGUCCCCACUCUAUAAGGGGAUAUAUGGGAGAGAAUAUACUUGCACCACCGACUGCUCAGCUGAGGCAACGCAUGCUGAUCUAGCGGUGGUGGACAGAAAGGGGAUGACGUCUCAUGCCCUGCGCGAGGAGCUCACUGCAUGGACGGAAAUUGGGGUUUGGGGAUUUUUGGGGGUUGGGCUUCCGUUUAACUUUGAGAGGGAUCGAGAUCGAACAGCUGUUCCACCACAUGUGGGAUUUUUGGUAGUUGUAAUACGCGAAAGAGAGCAAAAAUAUGUUUUGAAGAGUGGUGCGAGGAAUCGAACCCCGCGUCUCCCGUUUCCCGGACGGACACCUUUACCACUAGGCUAACCGCCCUUCUUCACAUCUAUCACUCUCUUUUACAACUACCAAAUUCCACGUAUUCUCUCCUACAAUUUUUGGUAGUUGUAAUACGCGAAAGAGAGCAAAAAUAUGUUUUGAAGAGUAGUGCGAGGAAUCGAACCCCGCGUCUCCCGUUUACCGGACGGACACCUUAUACCACUAGGCUAACCGCCCUUCUUCACAUCUAUCACUCUUUUACAACCACCAAAUUCCACGUAUUCUCUCCUACAAGGCUGAUAAUUCCACCAGCACCAUGACCCAAACGUCAAUGACAAGUUGUUGCCAACAAAUAUAUUGUUAUUUAUUCUCCUAUCUUGUUCACCUACUAGACUUGAAAAAGGAAACGGUUGUCUUUCCAAAGUUCGUGUUUUCAUCAACCACUGUAAAAUGUCAUCCAUGCGAUCUUUCAUCCAUGAAAUUUAUGGAUGAAAGGAAAAAUCCAAACAUGCUCUUCCAAUUGUUGACUGUGGUUAGUACGAUACACAAAAGUACGUUGUAAAUGGAUAAAUGCCAUUGUCAAUUCCAUUCUGACAAUAUUCUAAUCGCUGAUCUGCUCAUCAUUCUCAACUGUGCAUACUCGUAUUUAUAUCUGGGAUUGCAAUCUUGUCCACUUCUCAUAACUUCAUGGGUAGCCUGGCAGAUUUGUGUCUCGUGCCUAACAUGCACCAUUGGAAUGCUCAAAAAUAUCUAUAUUUUAUAUACCUACGAGUAUGUAUAAGCAUGACAUAUCAAAUCUCAAUUAUAUCACAAGGCCGGUGAUAACAAAAACUCCGAAAAAAACUUAAUUUCAUUAUCGCCUACAACUUACAUACAUACAUACGUGGUCUUUACAGAAAAAACUCGUGGGGAUGAUGACGGUGCAAUACAGCUACACACGUGAAAAACGUAUACUUGAAUCACGCAUCGUCAUCAAUCCAACCACAUAAAAGUGACUUUUCUUCUCAAGACGAUCUCAUUCGACAUUCAUCUUCAUCUGUGGUUUGAUCUCAGUUGCUGUCAGAAUUUUAACUUUAAAAACGAUUAGUUAUACAUAUAUUUCAACGAAUAAUCCAGAAUGUUCUGUUGUCUAUCGGGUUGGUUGUGCUCAACCCUGUUUUAUUUCGCCAUCCUCCCAGCAGCAAUUUUGCUUGGGGCAAGGCUAAUAGUUAGGAAGCUUCGGGGAAAGGUCGACCCUACAAAUGAAGUCGAUAUCCAAGGAAAAACCGUGAUUGUUACGGGAGCGUCGGAUGGAAUUGGGAAAGCUACGGCGGAGGAGUUUGCGAUCCGUGGGGCUCGAGUUAUCAUGGCGUGCAGGAAUUUGCAGAAGGCGGAAAAAUGCGUAGAGGAUAUCCGGAAGAAAACGUCGAAUGGAGAACUGAUUGUUAUGGAACUCGACCUCUCAAAAUUAUCAUCCGUGCGAAAAUUUGCGUCUGAAUUUCUGCAAAAGUACGGUGGUGACAGUAACCCAGGUGGACUUUCAAUUCUCGUAAACAAUGCGGGUAUCGUUAAUCCGCUUGGGGUCAGGAAAGUAACGGAGGACGGAUUUGAGGAAACUUUCGGAGUCAACCACUUGGGUCACUUCCUCCUCACAAACCUCCUCUUACCCGAGAUUGAGAAAGCCGGUAACAAGUCUAGUGACCCAAGCCGUAUCGUCAUCGUCAGUUCUCUCGCACACACCUGGGGCCAGCUAAACUUUGAUGAUUUGAUGUAUGAGAAAACGCCAUUUGAAGAUUGGAAAGUGAUUUCCAAGUUUUAUUCAAAUUCCAAAUUAGCAAAUAAUCUUUUUAAUCUUGAGCUCGCCAAGAGAUUGAGGGCAAAGAAGGUCAACGUAAAUUCGUACGCACUGUGUCCAGGAUUUGUUGAGACCAAUAUUGGGACAGAGGCUCAAAAGGAUCAGCCCCCGAAUUGGAUCAUGAUGAAUGUGAUUGCUCCCAUUCUCAAGAUAGUCAUGAUUAAGAAUGCUAAAGAGGGUGCUGAGACGACGAUAUAUUGCUCUUUGAGCAAGUAUUUGACCUACCAUAGUGGCGAAAUGUACAAGAAUUCCGAAUUUUGGGAUUACAGUAAGAGACCCAAAUUGAGCGAGAAGGAUGCAGCAAAGCUUUGGGAAAUGAGUGAAAAGCUUGUGAAGCUUAAUUAACAGAAUAUUGAGAACUGUAAUUGGAGUUAAUAAAUAUUUAAAUAUAUAUGUUCUUAAGUA
This is a messenger RNA of Folsomia candida, 3697 nucleotides long. RefSeq names its product retinol dehydrogenase 12. The record is from RefSeq and is a predicted model, not a curated record. Lineage: Eukaryota; Metazoa; Arthropoda; Collembola; Entomobryomorpha; Isotomidae. The coding region runs from base 2576 to 3637 and encodes 353 amino acids. The transcript has 3 exons.